Molecule: messenger RNA, 470 nt
Organism: Paramecium sonneborni
Lineage: Eukaryota; Ciliophora; Oligohymenophorea; Peniculida; Parameciidae
Source: the annotation of a GenBank genome assembly
AUGUGUAAUCUUUAGUAAGAGAAACAUUAAUUUUCUAUGUAUUUAAGUGGUGGAGGCAAGAGAAAAUUAUGUUUGGAUAUUACUUUGAUUGGAAAUUCUUAAGUUCUUCUUUUGAAUGAACCUACUACUAACAAAUAUAGAAGAUAUUGAAACGAAUCAAAUAAGAUCGAUGUAUUAUAUUAACUACUCAUCAUUUGAAAGAAAAUUAAGAACUUUAAGAUUAUGUUGGUAUCAUUUACCAGGGUAAAGUGACUAUUUUUGGAACAGUUGAUUAUAUAAAAAAACAAUUCUCAGUAGGAUAUAUAUACUAGUUGAAUGUAAAAAUGGAUUGCAUUAAAAACAGAUCUUAGAUUAGAAUUAAUCAAAUUUACAAUAAAUAUGUCAAAAUGAAAUCAAUUUUCUUUCUUAAAAUAGAAAUCUUAAGUUAAAUAUCCCUUUAAGUAAUAGUAGAAAUAUUGCUACUGCUUUGA